AUGGCUGAAGUUAAAGAGAUACACAUAGAAACAGAAACAGAAACAGAAACGUCUGCUGAUAACGAUUCCACCGACAAUAAAGAAAAAACACUUGUCGAGCGGAUGCGAGAAAUCGCGGAGGCGGCACUUGAUACAGUCAAAUCGGAAGUGAAAAAGGAGAUAGAAGAGCGCAUGGCAUCCGUCGAAGAGACUGCUGCCAACCUCACAUCGGAAGUUAAGAAAGAAGUAGAAGCGAUCGUACAAAGAGUCCGUGAGCAGUACGAAGCAGAACGCGAAGACCUAUUGCACACAGAAAUCAAAAAAGAGGUAGAGACUGCCGUGCAAGAGGUACACGAGGAAUACAAAGCGGAGCGUGAUCGCCUCCUACGCACAGCAGCAGAAGCUGAGAAUACCAAAAAACGCUUGCAAACGGACUAUCAGCGGCAGCUCAAGUUUGCCAACGAAGGAAUCCUUGAAGGGAUGGUCCCGGUGUUGGACAGUCUGGAAGCCGCCAUUAAAAGCGUAACCGAAAAAGUCGAGGCAAGCGACACUACGCCAGCGUUCACGACCUUCAACGAAGGCGUGCAACUUGUUCACAAACAGUUAUUAGAUGCGCUCAAAAUCCACGGGCUUGUGCCGAUCGAAGCAGUGGGUGAAACAUUCGAUCCAAAUCAGCACGAGGCACUCCUUGUCACAGCAUCGGAUGAUGUGCCAGAAGGGAAAGUGAUUGAGGAAUUUCGGCGUGGCUAUAUGUUGCACACCCGUGUCCUACGCGCCUCGCAAGUUGUCGUCUCACAAGGACCAGCUGAAAAAGAAGCAUCAAACGAAGUCGCAGAUGAUACAGAUACGGAUGCUACUGACACUACUGAAUAA
Messenger RNA from Geodia barretti, 852 nucleotides. The record is from the annotation of a GenBank genome assembly. Lineage: Eukaryota; Metazoa; Porifera; Demospongiae; Tetractinellida; Geodiidae.